CCGCUGCGGCCAUUGUCCGGCCCCAGUGCGGCUAAGGCCGCUUUGGGCCGUCCCUCCGCACUUCAGCAUUGGAGAGGACUGGCCCUGCAGCAGGUGCAGGAGGAGCUGGCCCGAGUCCUGGGUGGGCCCGAGGUCGAGAAACCCGGAGUCUCAGGAGGCGCCCCAGUGUGGGAGUCGACCCCGGGGAGACAGGAAUGGCCCCGAGGCCUCCGACGGCCGUGCCCCAGGAAUCUGUGACAUUCAAAGAUGUGGCUGUGGACUUCACCCAGGAAGAAUGGCACCACGUGGACCCUGCUCAGAGGCGCUUGUACAGGGAUGUGAUGCUGGAGAACUAUAGCCACCUGGUUUCUCUUGGAUACCAAGUUUCCAAGCCAGAGGUGAUCUUCAAAUUGGAACAAGGAGAAGAGCCAUGGAUAUCAGAGGGAGAAAUCCAAAGACCUUUCUGUCCAGACUGGAAGACCAGGCCUGAAGCCAAAUCUUCACAUCUGCAGCAGAGCAUAUCCGAAGGAUCCCGUAGUGCAGAUGGCCUUUCACGCGCCACAUUUGAAAACGCUUGGGAUGUUAGUAGCCAGUUAGAGAGGCACCAGGAAAACUGGAAAAGGUAUCUGGGGCCAGAUGCAUCCACCCAGAAGAAAGUAAUCACACCAGAGGAAACUUUUCAGCAAAAUAAGUUUGGUGAAAACCCCAGAUUGAACACAGUUCUGGUUACACAGCUGAAUGUUCCUUCAAGGCCUAGUGAAUGUGAUACACUUGGAAGCAAUUUGGGACAGAAUUCAGAUAUAAUUAAUCAGAGUAAUAUCCUUGCAAAAAAGAAACCUUACAAAUGUGAUAAAUGUAGAAAAGCCUUUAUUCAUAGAUCAUCACUUACUAAACACGAGAAAACUCAUAAAGCAGAGGGAGCUUGCCCCAGUGGUACAGAUCAGGGGAUUUAUCCUGGAAAGAAACACCACGAAUGUACUGACUGUGGGAAAACCUUCCUCUGGAAGACACAACUUACUGAGCAUCAAAGAAUUCACACUGGGGAGAAGCCCUUCGAAUGUAAUGUGUGCGGGAAGGCCUUCAGGCAUAGCUCAUCCCUUGGCCAGCAUGAGAAUGCUCACACGGGAGAGAAACCUUACCAGUGUAGUCUCUGUGGGAAAGCCUUCCAGCGCAGCUCCUCCCUUGUUCAGCACCAGAGAAUUCACACUGGAGAGAAACCCUAUCGAUGCAAUUUAUGUGGGAGAUCUUUUAGGCAUGGCACAUCCCUCACCCAACAUGAGGUCACACAUAGUGGAGAGAAACCCUUCCAAUGUAAGGAGUGUGGGAAAGCCUUUAGCAGAUGUUCUUCCCUUGUGCAGCGUGAAAGGACUCACACAGGAGAGAAACCUUUUGAAUGUAGCAUAUGUGGGAGGGCUUUUGGUCAGAGCCCAUCCCUUUAUAAACAUAUGAGGAUUCAUAAGAGAGGCAAACCUUACCAAAGCAAUAACUACAGUGUAGAUUUCAAGCACAGCUCAUCUCUAACUCAAGAUGAAAGUACUGUCAGUGAAGUGAAAUCCUAUCAUUGUAAUGACUGUGGGGAAGAUUUCAGUCACAUCACUGACUUUACUGAUCAUCAGAGGAUCCAUACUGGACAGAACCCCUAUGAAUGUGAGCAGAACUUUAAUCAACAACCUAUUUCUCAUGCUGGAGAGAAACCCUAUCAGUGUAAUGUAUGUGGAAAAGCUUUCAAAAGGAGUACAAGCUUCAUAGAACAUCACAGAAUUCAUACUGGAGAAAAACCCUAUGAAUGUAAUGAAUGUGGAGAAGCCUUCAGUCGACGCUCAUCACUUACUCAACAUGAGAGGACCCACACUGGAGAGAAACCCUAUGAAUGUAUUGACUGUGGGAAAGCCUUUAGUCAAAGUUCAUCCCUCAUUCAGCAUGAGAGAACUCACACUGGAGAAAAACCCUAUGAAUGUAAUGAAUGUGGGCGAGCCUUUCGGAAAAAAACCAAUCUGCAUGAUCAUCAGAGAAUUCAUACUGGAGAAAAACCUUAUGCUUGUAAGGAAUGUGGGAAAAACUUCAGUAGAAGCUCAGCGCUAACUAAACACCAGAGAAUUCAUACACGGAAUAAACUGUAGAAGCCCUGAAAUUAAGGAAUGUGCAGAAAAUUUUAGCUAAAAUGUUGUUCAUGUUCAGUAUUAGAAGAUUCUUACUGGAGAGGAAGCUUCAAAAUGUAAUGAAUUUGUGUGUGUGUGUGUGUGCGUGUGUGCACGCGCAUGUGUAUGGUGUGUGAAGAAAGCUCUAUGCUAGUAAACAAUGUUUUUUUU
This is a messenger RNA of Hyaena hyaena (striped hyena), 2288 nucleotides long. It is a transcript of the gene ZFP90, whose product is annotated as ZFP90 zinc finger protein. The record is from RefSeq and is a predicted model, not a curated record. Gene Ontology annotation, biological process: regulation of transcription by RNA polymerase II. Gene Ontology annotation, molecular function: DNA-binding transcription factor activity, RNA polymerase II-specific; RNA polymerase II cis-regulatory region sequence-specific DNA binding. NCBI's taxonomy places the organism in Eukaryota, Metazoa, Chordata, Mammalia, Carnivora, Hyaenidae. The transcript has 5 exons. The coding region runs from base 195 to 2099 and encodes 634 amino acids.